CGCGGGAGGCUGUGGACCUUGGAGGCUGCGGAUGCCCUCCGGCUCGGCGUCCUCCGUCGGCCUCAGCUUCCAGCCCGACCGGCCGGCCGGAGGUGGACCAGGAGUCCAGCUGAAUAAGGUCCAGUACCCCAUCUUCGCCCCUGUGUGACCUUUAGCAACUCAUGACUCUGAGUCCCAGUUUCUUCAUGGAAAAUGACAGAGAUUAGGAAGUGGCUGCCUGGACUAUUUUCCAAAGGAUAAACUUUACAAAAGUAUUGAAUACAGCAGCUCACCGAGAAGAUCCUACUGGUUUGGGGGGAACACAACUUCCAGCAGCCACGUGGGAUGCUAUUCGGGUGCCAUCUGAAACGAGCUCGUCCCCAGAAGGUCUCAUGCAGGUUCUGUGCAGUGAUGGGGAAACUGCAGAGCAAACUCAAAUACAGCAAUUAUAAAUACAGCAGGCCCGAUGGAUUUAGAGACGAGAGAACUCAAACUAAAGCUUUUCAAGAGUAUAGCCCAGCCCACGUGGAUACCGUCUCUGUUGUUGCUGCUCUGAACUCAGACCUCUGUGUCUCCGGAGGAAAAGAUAAGACAGUUGUGGCCUAUAACUGGAGAACUGGAAAUGUGGUGAAAAGGUUGAAAGGACAUGAGCGUGAAAUCACAAAGAUAGCUUGUAUUUACAAAUCAGGCCAGUUCUUCAGUGCCUCUCGCGACAAGAUGGUCAUGAUGUGGGACUUGCAAGGCUCCUCGCAACCAAGGCAGCAGUUCUCCGGCCACAGCAUGGUGGUCACUGGAUUGGCUGUGAGUCCAGACACAUCACAGCUAUGCACUGGCUCUCGUGACAACACCCUCCUUCUGUGGGAUGUGGGGACCGGACAGUGUGCGGAGAGAGCAUCAGUCUCCAGGAACCUGGUCACUCACCUGUGCUGGGUCCCCAGAGAACCUUAUAUACUCCAGACCUCUGAAGAUAAAACCAUCAGAUUAUGGGACAGUCGGGGGCUGCAGGUAGCUCAUGUAUUUCCCGCAAAGCAGCACAUCCAGACCUACUGCGAGGUCAGUGAGGAUGGACACAAGUGUAUCUCCUGCAGCAGCGGCUUUGGAGGCGAAGGCUGUGAAGCCACGUUGUGGGACCUAAGGCAGACGCAGAACAGAAUCUGUGAGUACAAGGGGCACUUCCAGACUGUAGCAUCCUGUGUCUUUCUACCAAGAGCAUUAGCCUUGAUGCCUAUGAUUGCUACCUCAUCGCAUGACUGCAAGGUGAAGAUCUGGAACCAAGACAGCGGAGGGAGCUAG
Lagenorhynchus albirostris (white-beaked dolphin) is the source of this 1272-nucleotide messenger RNA. RefSeq names its product WD repeat domain 31 (gene WDR31). The transcript is spliced from 12 exons. Gene Ontology annotation, molecular function: protein binding. Bases 325 to 1272 code for a protein of 315 amino acids. NCBI's taxonomy places the organism in Eukaryota, Metazoa, Chordata, Mammalia, Artiodactyla, Delphinidae. The record is from RefSeq and is a predicted model, not a curated record.